CCCGAUCCCCACAGACGCAGGACCCCCCGGACUAUAGCGUUAUCGAGCACUAUUCCCAUUGGUGGUAGCUACUGCGAUAGUCCCAGACGUGCUAACGUAUGCACCCGUGAAUCGGCUAUGUUAGCGAGGGGCACCUGCCUCUUUUGGAUGCGCUUUUCCCCGCUGGAAAUCAUGCCGCUCAGGUACUCAGGAACCAUAUGUACUACCGUCCGGUCUAAUAAGAUCGACGCCCGCAUGUAUGGUACCAAUCAGAUAAAUACGACAUUCCUCCUCAUGAUGAACACCUAGAACAUUUGUUCCUUGUUCUUCAUGGUACGCCCAAUCAUCGCCAAACAAUAGACAUAGCGACUCUUGUAAACAUGGUACUCUCUAUGGCCGAUGGGCUACUCGGCGCUCGUCUGCCUGGAAAUGGCUUCUUGAGAGCACUUAUGAUCGGGUCGCUCGCGAGUCUGGUCUGGGGCGACCAGUCGCAGGUUCAAAUUGAUGCGCGAAACUUGGGUAUGCGAAGCCCGAAAAAGGAGCAUCUACUGGCUCAGAUUGGCGAGCUUGCAUACGACAUGGACGUCGUAGCGACCACCACCGCUCCGGCGCCCGCAGCCACUACAACAUCACUGCUAGACACUUUCCAAGUAGCUGAACCAGUACUCUUGCCAUCCAGCGGCCACGCAGACGCGGUGACUGUAACGUUGAUGGAGCACCAAUUCGCUAACAGCUACGGCUCGCCUUUUGUCGGAAAUUACACCCCACCAGACUUUGACUUUGAUCAUGUCGUCAUCAACUUCACCGUCGAGGUCAAGGGCCGGCAAUACGACCGCUGGGGCUCCAUAUACCUGGGGGACAUCAACAUCUUCUCGACCUCGACGGCGGAGCCUACAUCGUACGGGAUCACGUGGACCUGGCUCAAAGACGUGACCCCUUACCUCUCGCUCUGGAAGGAGCCGCAGACGCUCAUCUUCGAGCUCGACAACGUCGUCACCGACAUCUACACGGGUCUGCUCAACUCGACCCUGACGGCAACCUUCUUCAGAUCGCCCAUCCAGGUCGGCGGCCAGGCGCCCGCGGACCUGAUCCUGCCCGUCUCGGCGCACAAGAGCCCCAUCACCGCCAGCUUUUGGACCUACCCGGAGGAGGACGCGAGUGCGACGCUGCAGUUCCCGCGUAACGCGAACCGGGCGGUCUUGGGCCUGGCAGUGAAGGCGCAGGGCAACGAGGAGUUCUGGUGGAGUAACGUGCCAGAAUCGGCCGUUGGGGCGUUUGAUCCCGACGUGGGCACCUACCCAGGCUACUCGCCCUGGCGCGAGGUGCAGGUGCUGAUCGACGGGCAGCUGGCGGGGGUGCACUGGCCGUUCCCGACCAUCUACACGGGCGGCGUGGUGCCGCAGCUGCACCGGCCGAUCGUGGGCAUCGACGCGUUUGACCUCCGGGACCACGAGAUUGAUAUCAGUCCUUGGCUCCCGCUGCUGUGCGACGGGGCAGAACACACAUUCACCCUGAAGGUGGUGGGGCUCGUCGACGAUGGGUCCUCGAGCGCCACGCUCUCCAACACCACCGAGAGCAGCUGGUACCUGGUGGCCAAGGUGUUCCUUUGGCUGGAUCCGGAGGGAAGCAUCACGACAGGGGUGCUGGGCACGGGAUACAACGGGACGACCAACCGGGACCCUACGAUCGCGUUCUCGCAGAGCCUGACGCAAAAUGCGACGGGGUUCAACUCGACGCUGGACUACACGCUGAGCGUGGCGCGGCAGUUCUCCAUCACGUCGCAGCUGCACACGCAGAAGGGCAACGGGACGGCGACCUGGACGCAGAGCCUGUCGUAUACCAACGUGGGGGGCCUGUACGCCAACGGGUACGGGGCCAUCAACACAUUCUCGACGGUGGGGCUGGAGACGGCCGAGGUGCCCGGCGGCUGGGACUACCGGACGAGCUUUUCCUACCCGCUGUACUGCAACACGACGGUGUCGUACUCGCCCGAGGGCAACCUGACGCUGUGGGCGCAGCUGGACCAAGGACUCAAGCUCGAGGUUCAGGGCAACACCGUGUACCCGACGGGCCUGGAGGCGUUCGAGAGGAAGGGGGCGGAGAAGUGGCUCGGCAGCGUGCUCGAUACGGACAGGAACGGGACGGCGACCUAUCUGCGCUACGGGGACAAUACGGUCACGACCGGGGUCGGGCAGACGCAUCAGGUGUUCCACUUCAGUGGGCUGACAGGCGAUGGGACUUAUGAGACGCCGGGGACGGAGCUGUAUUUUAGGGAUGUGUCUGCCUACAACAAUAGCGUGGUGACCGACUAUGAAGUCGUUGCAGGUAAGGUUAUCAGCUGAAGUUGCUGAGAUAAGGUAGUUAUGGAAUACACGAGUAAUGAACAACUGGAUCACGAGGAACGAUUAAUUGGAAUUUGGG
This is a messenger RNA of Truncatella angustata, 2400 nucleotides long. Its product is annotated as peptide N-acetyl-beta-D-glucosaminyl asparaginase amidase A-domain-containing protein. The transcript has a single exon. Lineage: Eukaryota; Fungi; Ascomycota; Sordariomycetes; Amphisphaeriales; Sporocadaceae. The record is from RefSeq and is a predicted model, not a curated record. Bases 360 to 2321 code for a protein of 653 amino acids.